Molecule: messenger RNA, 2168 nt
Organism: Cyprinodon tularosa
Lineage: Eukaryota; Metazoa; Chordata; Actinopteri; Cyprinodontiformes; Cyprinodontidae
Gene: efna1b
Product: ephrin-A1b
Exons: 4
Coding region: 175-870 (231 amino acids)
Biological process (GO): axon guidance; ephrin receptor signaling pathway
Cellular component (GO): plasma membrane
Molecular function (GO): ephrin receptor binding
Source: RefSeq, a predicted model, not a curated record
GCAUGAGACAGAUAACAACAAAGUCAGUAGAAGCGCUUCUUCUCUGUGAUAAAUACCCAUCAGUUAUUGGUGCAAUCUGCGGUUGCGAACCUUUUUACGCGCAUUGAAAUCUUUCACUGAAGAAGUUUUCCAACAUUUUCCAUUCAACUUGCUGAGGACAAGAGAAGAGAGGCAAUGGAUGUGCUGUGCCUGGUGUAUUUGCUGCUGAGCGUCGGUGCUUGGUUCGUUUCAGCGGAGCGACACAGCGUCUAUUGGAACAGCUCAAACCCAAACUUCCUGUGGGAUGACUACAGAGUAGAGGUGCACAUCAAUGACUACCUGGACAUCAUUUGCCCCCACUACACCCACGAGAAGGUGUUGCCAAAUAUGGCCGAGCGCUACGUGCUGUAUAUGGUGGAGAAGGAUGACUAUGAUGUCUGCAAGCCUCACUCAUUCGAUCAGCUCCGCUGGGAGUGCUCGAGACCCUUCGCUCCCCACGCUCCAGAAAAAUUCUCGGAGAAGUUCCAGCGCUUCACACCCUUUACGCUGGGAAAAGAGUUCAGGGCGGGAGAGAGCUAUUACUAUAUAUCUAAGCCAAUGCAUCACCACGGCAGUGAUUGUUUAAGGCUAAGGGUGGAUGUCGUUGGACAUAAAGGCUCUGCAAAGUCUCAAGAUAAGUCCAAAUCGGAGGAGAGAGAGAAGGAGGAGGAAAAAAUGAAGUUUAAUGCUCUAGGAGGAGUUCAUAACCCAGCCAACCGACUCCCAGCAGAUGACCCUGCUGUUAUGGAGCCAAAUGUUCAGAGGAGCAUCGGCAGCUCUGCACCACAGCUGGUGUCUUUGUCGUUCUUUUUCUCCAUGAUCCCAGUCUUAUUAGCCGCUAUGCUGCACUGAGGCCCACUAGUUCUACACAAAACAGAGACAUUUUGAACCCGAUGCAGGCUGUCGGGGAAAUAAUACUGAGAUUUUUAUAUAUCUAUAUAUGAGGUUGUUUUUUUAUACAAGCUUGGACAGUAUGUAUUGUUCAGUGUGUGUUUGAUGUGUCUGUUUGAGUGAAUGUGGAGCGUGGAUCGCUCAAAAGUGGAAACGGACCUCAAAGACGGAUGUUUUUCUUUUUUAUCUUUGCAUUCUUUUUUUAUUUUUUGAGGAUAAAAAAAAUUCUCAAAUUUGGCAAUUUAGGAUGCACACAUUUUUCAGUCAACGUAAAGAAAACUACAAGCAGAAUGAUCAUAAUAUGAGUUUAAAAUCAUAAUGACCUUUGUGAUCAUGUGUUUUUAGAUGUUCAUAUCAUUGGUACAGCCGUGCAUUGUAUUAGCACAUUGUCAGUUAUUUUCUUCCUCCUCUACAUGUAGAGAAAUUAUUGUUGUUCUUUUUUUGUCUGUGUUGUCAGCAGCUGCCAAAAUGGCAAUGUUAAUGUAGGAUAUUUGUAAAGAUGUGUAGCACUCAGCUCCUUGCUCAGCCUCAUCCAGCUUGUUUCAUCUGAAAAAAAGUUUUUCAAACUGUCAAAAUAAAAAAAUGGAAAUUUAUGUUAACUUGGUUUUAAAAUACCCAUUUCAAACUAAUAAUUUUUAUGAAAUAUUUGUUUUCCCGUAAGAAAUAUUUAUAAGAGCAGGGGUAAGUGACCUUUGCAAACUAAAGAGCAUUUAGUGUAACACAAUUUGCCUUAAAGCCAUUGUUUUCUUCAAAGAAUAGGUCAAUUGUCAAAGUUGUAUAAAUUUCUACUACAUUAAAGAGUUUAAAACAAAAGGAGGGGAUAAAACCAUGGCACUUUUGUCAAAAUUACAUUAAUCAAUGUAAGGAUUUAGGUACUAAUGGUGUCAUUCUGGGUCUAUUUUUCCCCUUUGCCCGUUCAAACCACAAUUUUGGUCUUUCCUACCUAUGAGAAAUUUAUUUAUUGGAUUUGAGAAUAAUAAAUCUAUAGUGGUUUUAAAUGGCAAAUGGCCAAAAGGACCAUAUGCAGAUGAUUUGUGUAAAUGAAAAUAAAAAAUAAAACAAGCUUUAAAUGUUUAUAACUUAAAAACACUGAGUUCUAUAUUGUGUUUGGCCUACGUAAAUUGGAGAGACUUUAAAAUACAUCUCCAUGCCACAGUUUGCAGACCUCUGGUCAAAAUCCCCAAACCCAUAAUGAAAAGGUAUAUUUUCCAAAAAGGCUGGGAAUCAAUAAUAAAGGAAACAGCAAUUCUGGUUCAGAA